AUGCUUGGGCGCAGCAUUGGUCGUGGGAGGAGCGCAAGCCUUCGCCCUGGAGGAACGGCGACGGCUAGGAUGGGCCUCAAAUUCGACUAUGAAUCACUAGCUCAGCAACGGAUACAGCGUCUAUUUAGCCAUCAUCAUGGUCUUCACCUCGUCCUCUCCCGCUACAUAUCCUCCGACCCUCUGCCCCGCAAGGGCUCACGAGCCCUCCGGAUCGCCUACCGCUUGGCUGCCCUCCUCGGUAGUGCCGUCGUUGUCCUUGGCAUCGGCAUCGUAGGCUUCUUCAUCUACGACGCCUCGACCUACGCAACCGAGCACGCUAACCAGCGCGAGGUCGACGUCGCGGCCCUCGCUCUAAACCCGCGCCACGGCGGACCUAAGAACUUGCCUAUCCUUGAGGUCUGCCUCGACGACAACGACAGCGAGUCCAUGCGGCGACAAAAAGAGAAGCCGCGGCUCGUGAUCUUGGGCGGGGGCUGGGGGGCUGUCUCGCUGCUCAAGGAGCUGGAACCCGAGAAUUACCAUGUCACGGUCAUCUCGCCGAAGAACUAUUUCCUGUUUACGCCGAUGCUACCGUCUGCGACCGUCGGCACGCUCGGCUUGCGCGCGUUAGUGGAGCCCAUUCGGCGGAUUAUUCAUGCGGUCGGGGGGCACUAUGUGCGGGCGCAGGCUGAGAACGUGGAUUUCCAGUCGCGGUUGGUUGAGGUGUCGCAAACGGAUUGUAAUGGGAACGAGCAGAGGUUUUAUGUGCCGUAUGAUAAGUUGGUGAUUGCGGUUGGGUCAGUGACGAAUCCGCAUGGAGUGAAGGGGCUGGAGCAUUGCCACUUCUUGAAGGAUAUCAACGAUGCGAGGGAGAUCCGUAACAAGGUCAUUCAAAACCUGGAGCUGGCCUGCCUGCCAACGACUAGCGACGAUGAGCGGCGCAGGCUGCUGUCGUUCGUUGUCUGUGGUGGUGGUCCGACAGGCGUCGAGUUCGCCGCCGAGCUGUUCGACAUGCUCAACGAGGACCUGAUUCAACUCUUUCCCAAGCUCCUACGCAAUGAAAUCUCGGUACACCUUAUCCAGAGCCGUGACCACAUCCUCAACACAUACGAUGAGACCCUCUCCAAAUACGCCGAAGACCGCUUCGCCCGCGAUCAAGUCGACGUGCUAGUCAACUCUCGCGUGCGGGAAGUUCACCCAGACUCCAUCAUCUUCACCCAAAAGCAGGACGACGGUACCAUCGUCACAAAACAACUCCCCAUGGGCUUCUGCCUCUGGUCGACAGGCGUCUCCCAAACCCCCUUCUGCAAGCGCCUAGCCGCCAAACUCGGCUCCGCACAAACCAACCGCCACGCCCUCGAAACGGACACUCACCUCCGGCUGAACGGCACGCCCCUCGGCGAAGUCUAUGCCAUCGGCGACUGCGCUACAGUUCAAAACAACGUAGCCGACCACAUCGUGAGCUUCGUCAAGCGUAGCCUAACAUGGAAGCACGGUGCCUCGGCCGUGGACACCGACCCCUCAAAACUGCACCUCCGCUUCAACGACUGGCGUGCCAUCGCUGAGCAAGUGCGCAAACGGUUUCCCCAGGCUACAGAUCACCUCAAGCGACUGGACAAGCUGUUUGCCGAGUACGACAGGGACAAGUCAGGGACGCUAGAUUUUGCCGAGCUGAGGGAGCUGUUGGUGCAGAUUGAUAGUAAGUUGACGAGUUUGCCGGCGACUGCGCAGCGUGCACAUCAGCAGGGACAGUACCUGGCGAAGAAGUUUAAUGCUCUGGCGAGGGCGGUGAAUUCGGGGCGGUUGAUCAGGGAGCUCGCCAAGGCGGAGGAGACGCCGGAUGUGGAUGCCGCAGUGUAUAAAGCGUUUGAUUAUAAGCAUUUGGGGAGCCUGGCGUAUAUUGGGAAUUCGGCAAUUUUGGACCUAGGACAUGGGCGGGGGUUUGCAGGAGGGUUGUGGGCGAUGUAUGCGUGGAGGAGUAUCUAUUUUGCGCAGAGCGUCAGCUUUAGGACGAGAGUGUUGAUGGCGAUGGACUGGGCGAAGAGGGGGUUGUUUGGGAGAGAUUUGAUGAGCUAUUAA
Messenger RNA from Thermochaetoides thermophila DSM 1495, 2058 nucleotides. Its product is annotated as 64 kDa mitochondrial NADH dehydrogenase-like protein. Bases 1 to 2058 code for a protein of 685 amino acids. NCBI's taxonomy places the organism in Eukaryota, Fungi, Ascomycota, Sordariomycetes, Sordariales, Chaetomiaceae. The record is from RefSeq and is a predicted model, not a curated record. The transcript is spliced from 3 exons. Gene Ontology annotation, molecular function: calcium ion binding; NADH dehydrogenase activity.